Messenger RNA from Gadus morhua (Atlantic cod), 2421 nucleotides. Its product is annotated as sialic acid-binding Ig-like lectin 10. The coding region runs from base 1 to 1716 and encodes 571 amino acids. The transcript has 8 exons. NCBI's taxonomy places the organism in Eukaryota, Metazoa, Chordata, Actinopteri, Gadiformes, Gadidae. The record is from RefSeq and is a predicted model, not a curated record.
AUGCUACACCCUGGAUGUGGAAAACGGUGGUUUAAAAGGAGGGGUCAACCUAUAAGUUCUACAACAUUCAGGGGCAACCUUACAUCAUACAACUGUACCACAACAUUCAAUGACGUACAUGAAGACAAUGUUCAAUAUUAUUUUAGAAUUGAAUGUGAUGGAAGUCCUUUAAAAUAUGAUUUUAAUGAAAACCCAGUGACCAUCAGGAUCAAGGGGCUCCCUGAUGCACCUCGUUUGACCACCCCCAAGGAGCCGGUGGUGGAGGGGACUCCUGUGGAGCUGAGGUGCUCUGCCCCGUCCUACUGUGACACCCACCCGCCCACUGUGACGUGGACCCCCGCCCUGGGGCUCAGCACCCAGCUCGAGCAGGACGAUACCGUGACCUCCACUCUGACCUUUAACGCCUCCCACCUCCACCAUGGAAACAAUGUCUCCUGCACUGCGGCCUACUACAUACCAUCUGGGAACAAAACUGUGACGUCUACAAGAUACCAACCCAGUAUCUCAUUUGCCCCCAGGAACACCUCUGCUGUCGGCAGCCCGUGUCUUCCAGCCAGAGAGGGAGGCUGCCUGAACCUGACCUGCACCAGUCAUGCUAACCCUGCUGUCAGCGAGUUCACCUGGUACCGAAUACACGGAAAACACAACCGUAAGAUCGGGAGUGGAUCUUCUCUGUCCAUCAAGCUGUGGAACGCCAAUUACGUUUUCUUCUGUGAGGCCAGGAAUGGCAUUGGCACGGAAGAGUCUAAUGUCUACAAGGCCGACAUUAAAAAUGCCUCCAGGAACCCCUCUGCUGUCGGCAGCCCGUGUCUUCCAGCCGGAGAGGGAGGCUGCCUGAACCUGACCUGCACCAGUCAUGCUAACCCUGCUGUCAGCGAGGUCACCUGGUACCGAAUGCACGGAGAACACAUCCCUAAGAUCGGGAGUGGAUCUUCUCUGUCCGUCCAGCUGUGGAACGCCAAUGACGUUUUCUUCUGUGAGGUCCGGAAUGACUUUGGCACAGAAAAGUCUAAUGUCUACAAGGUCGACAUUCAAACUCCUCCCAGGAUCCUGCCCUCUUCAGGCUGCAGCAGAAGUGCAGCCUGGGUGCGAUGUUCCUGCUACAGCGUGGGCAGACCAUCACCGUCUCUGGAGUGGUGGUUGGAUGGGAAACUGUUGUCGGGUUCUGAAGACGUGUCUGUUAGCCAUGUCAACCUGGAGAACGCCACGUUGAGGAGCUCCAUCACAAUGAGGGCCCCUGCUGGUCCGACAGCCUUGACCUGCCACAGCUCCAACGCUGCCGGGAACACCAGCCAGGAGCUUCCUGUCCCCCACCAGGAUAUACAGCAAUACCUGACAGACUUGGUGCUGUGCAUUGUCAAAUCUGCUGUGAUGUUCGUGGGCUUAGUGUGUGUGGUCUUCUGUAUUAUAAGAACUCGGAAAGUGGGUGAGGAGACGCGGUCCUUUAACGCUGCCACUGUGAAGCGAGCCCCCCCAGACGAGGAGGAGUCCCAGGUCAUCUUCGGAAGUGAGGAGGACGACUACGUUAACAGCGGGAUGCAGAUGAACCCGGUUGGGCCGGGAGAGGAGCCGGUUGGACCGAGAGAGGAGGCUGUUCUGAGAGCCGGUUCCCCAGUCUCAACGCACCGUGAUGCAGCCUCCUCCCACCGGAGAGGCCCUGCAGGCUCCCACCCAGGACGCCCGUUCUCUAGGGAGCUCACUGAAGAUACUCAGUAAACAGUUCACGAUGACCCAAAUAUUUCCUCCAGGGAGAUAUUUUCAUAGUUAGUACAUCGCUUAAUAGUUUCACUGUUGAUCAAAAUAACUGCUUGUUUUUCUCUGUGUUUUUCUUUCCUUAUUUUUCUCUUUUUCUUAUUGGCUACGAUGAAUAUAAAGGUUAUAUCCUAUGGUGUUGAGUCUACUUGCAAUUAUACGGCCCUGGUAAACCCUGAGAACAACGUUUGACCCUGUUAGGCCUUAGUACCAACACGUGAACCUGGUAAGCACUAGUUCCCUGGUCGCCCCUGGUAACCACCUGUGGUCAUGGUGACCAUUAGCAUCGCUGCUAAGUUGGUAACCAUCAGUGUCAGUGGCGGGCCCGCCCUAUACGCUCAGUAUGCAAUUGUGUGUACUGCUAAGACAAUACACAACAUUUAAAGAAUUCACAGAUUCAAGAUCCAUUCUGAGGGGUUAUGUUGCCCUCUGGUGGUGAUUUGCAUUCACAGCCCAGGGAGAGAAGGCUUGUAGUUGUCUGUAGUGAUUUAACGCAAUAUAUACUGUUUCAUACAUUGUGUGAAACAUGACAGCAAAUCUAUUGAAUUUCAUGAAUGUAUUAAUUGUCAUUCUAUCCCUUUGGCAAAUUAAACAUAGGUCACGUAUCUUCUAGGUUUUACAGCAAUGUCUAAUGUUAAUUAAAAUGUGUAACCAUCUCUUUUAAACAAA